UUUCAACCAACUAUAACACAAAAUAGACGCUCAGAAGCUCAUCUUCUUAUCUGUUAUAAAGAAAUUAAAAAAUAAAUAAAUUAAUUAAAAAAAUGUGUAAAACACGAUUUUGUUUAUUGCUGCUUAUUGUUGUUGUUAUUUCAGUCAACCAUAUGGGCGAAGCUGCGGAGCGUACUUGUCCCGAAAAUGAAUUCUAUACGUCGUGUGGUGAUAGUUGUCAAACUGAAUGCGCUACUUUGAAUCAACCUUGUUUAAUACGUCAUAUAAGAUGUCCAGAUGGUUGUUAUUGUAAUAAAGGUUAUGCACGAGAUGCUAAUAGGAAAUGUAUACCGAUAAGUGAAUGCCCUGCAAAAUAUUAAACCAUGUUUGGGAGUUUUAAUAAAAAUUAUUAACGAAUUGAA
Molecule: messenger RNA, 401 nt
Organism: Lucilia cuprina (Australian sheep blowfly)
Lineage: Eukaryota; Metazoa; Arthropoda; Insecta; Diptera; Calliphoridae
Product: cysteine-rich venom protein 6
Exons: 2
Coding region: 93-359 (88 amino acids)
Source: RefSeq, a predicted model, not a curated record